Molecule: messenger RNA, 6323 nt
Organism: Haliotis rufescens (red abalone)
Lineage: Eukaryota; Metazoa; Mollusca; Gastropoda; Lepetellida; Haliotidae
Product: myosin heavy chain, striated muscle-like
Exons: 32
Coding region: 5-5791 (1928 amino acids)
Cellular component (GO): myosin complex
Molecular function (GO): cytoskeletal motor activity; ATP binding; actin filament binding
Source: RefSeq, a predicted model, not a curated record
CAACAUGGCUUCCUACGAUCCUGCCGACCCUGAGAUGCAGUAUCUUGCUGUGGACCGCAAGAAGCUGAUGAAGGAGCAGAAGCAAAACUUUGAUGCCAAGAAGUCUUGCUGGAUACAUGAUGCAGAGCAGGGCUUUGUUGCUGCAGAACUGCAGAGUACGAAAGGAGAGGAAUGCACCGUCCUCAUUGUUGAUUCAAAACAGACGAAGACGGUUAAGAAGGAUGACAUCCAGUCGAUGAACCCUCCAAAGUUCGAGAAGAUCGAAGACAUCGCCAACAUGACCUUCCUCAACGAGGCCAGCGUUCUGUACAACUUGAGAAGCAGAUAUACAUCUGGGUUGAUCUAUACCUAUUCCGGCCUGUUCUGUAUCGCCAUCAACCCCUACCGCCGUCUCCCCAUCUACACCCCGUCCAUCGUGGCCAAGUACAGGGGCAAGAGGAAGACCGAGAUGCCUCCUCACUUGUUCUCCAUCUCGGACAACGCCUACCAGUUCAUGGUCCAAGAACGAGAAAACCAGUCCAUGCUUAUCACCGGCGAAUCUGGUGCAGGAAAGACUGAGAACACCAAGAAGGUCAUCGCCUACUUCGCUUUUGUCGCCGCUGCCUCCAAGGGAGAGGGAGAACAAGAGGAAAAGAAGGGUUCCCUCGAGGAUCAGAUCGUGCAGGCUAACCCUGUUCUUGAGGCCUACGGUAACGCCAAGACAUCCCGUAACAACAACUCUUCCAGAUUCGGUAAAUUUGUCCGAAUCCACUUUGCUUCUUCUGGGAAAAUUGCUGGUGCCGACAUCGAAACUUAUCUACUGGAAAAAUCCCGUGUCACCUACCAACAGUCUGUGGAGAGAAACUACCACAUCUUCUACCAGAUGCUGUCUGGUGCUUUGCCAUCAGUUGCAGAAACGAUUUUGGCCAAUCCAGAUGCUGGACUUUUCACAUUCAUAAACCAGGGAGUUCUCACCGUCAAUGGAAUCGACGAUGUAGAGGAAAUGAAGAUGACUGAUGCUGCCUUUGAUGUCCUGGGAUUCACUCCGGAGGAGAAAACUAGCGCCUACAAAUGCACUGGCUCUAUCCUCCACAUGGGCGAGAUGCAGUUCAAGCAGAAGGGUGAACAGGCUGAGGCUGAUGGAACUGCUGAGGCUGAGAAGGUUUCCUUCCUGUUGGGUGUCAACUGUGGUGACUUCCUGAAGGCUUUGUGUAAACCCAAGAUCAAGGUGGCCAUGGAUUACGUUACCCAAGGUCGAACCAAGGACCAGGUCCUCUAUUCUAUCGGUGCCUUGUCGAAGUCCCUGUAUGAUCGUGUGUUCAACUGGCUGGUCAAGAGAGUCAACCACUCCCUGGACACAAAGAAACCCAGGCAAUUCUUCAUUGGUGUGCUGGAUAUUGCGGGCUUCGAAAUCUUUGAUUUCAACAGUUUCGAGCAACUGUGCAUCAACUACACCAACGAGCGUCUGCAGCAGUUCUUCAACCACCACAUGUUUGUGCUGGAGCAGGAAGAAUACAAGAAAGAGGGCAUCCAAUGGGAAUUCAUUGACUUCGGCAUGGAUUUGCAGGCCUGUAUUGAGCUCAUCGAGAAGCCCCUCGGUAUCCUGUCCAUACUGGAAGAGGAGUGCAUGUUCCCUAAGGCCUCUGACAAGACCUUCAAGGACAAACUGACUCAGAAUCACAUGGGCAAAUCACCCAACUUCCUAAAGCCCAACAAGUCAAUGAAGGGUGGUGCACAUGGUGACUUCGCCCUGAAGCACUACGCCGGAACUGUACCCUACAACAUCGGAGGCUGGCUGGAGAAGAACAAAGACCCUGUCAACGAGACCAUUGUGGAUCUCCUGAAACAAUCCAAAGAACCACUUGUCCAGUUGCUCUUCUCUCCACCUGCAGGAGAUGCCACUGCUGAGGCCGGAGCUGGCAAGAAGAAAAAGAAGAGCUCUGCUUUCCAAACCAUCUCUGCCACUCACAGGGAAUCUUUGAACAAGCUCAUGAAGAACCUUUACUCCACACAUCCUCACUUCGUACGCUGUAUCAUCCCCAACGAGACCAAGACACCAGGUCUGAUUGAUGCCAGCCUAGUGCUUCACCAACUGCAGUGUAAUGGUGUACUUGAGGGAAUCCGUAUCUGCAGAAAGGGAUUCCCCAGCAGGAUCAUCUACUCAGAGUUCAAACAGAGAUAUUCAAUCUUAGCUCCGAGUGCCAUUCCGGAAGGAUUUGUUGAAGGUAAAGUCGUAUCUGGCAAGAUUCUUGAAGCUCUGGAGAUGAAUCAAGACGAGUUCCGUCUUGGUAACACCAAGGUGUUCUUCAAAGCUGGUGUUCUUGGUUACCUGGAGGAAAUACGUGAUGAACGUCUCUCCGUUAUUGUGGCUUUGUUUCAAGCUCACAUUCGAGGUUAUCUUAUGAGGAAAUAUCUGAAGAAUCUGCAUGACAAGAGAGUUGCUUUGGAACUGAUCCAGAAGAACAUCCGAAAGUGGCUUGCCAUGAGGAACUGGUGUUGGUGGAGAUUCUACACCAAGGUCAAGCCACUCCUGAGUGUUGCUGCUGCUGAGGACGAGAUGAAACAGAAGGAGGAAGCACUUGGUAAAACAAAGGGUGAACUUGAGAAGGUGACCCAGAGGUGCAAGGAGCUUGAGGAACAGAGUGUGACCUUGAGCGAAGCCAAAAAUAACCUGUUUCUUCAGGUGCAAACCCAACAAGACACCAUUGAUGACUGCGAAGAAAGGAUUGAGCAACUCCUUCAACAGAAGGAAGAUAUGGAACAACAAAACAAAGAUCUUGAGAAUAAACUUCUGGACGAAGAGGAUGCUCAUGACAAAGUGAUUGAAAAACAGAAAGUUCUGGAAGGUCAACUUGAUAGCAUGACGACUCAUGUAGAUACCAUUGAGUGCAGUUUGACUAAGGCUGAACACGAGUGCAAGACUAAAGAUGCGCAGAUCAGGACCCUCAAUGAUGAAAUGACACAGCUAGAAGAAGCAAUGUCUAAGCUAUCAAAAAGCAAGAAGAACCUUGAAGAUGAGCACAAGAAAACUGUAGAUUCACUCCAGGCCGAAGAAGACAAGGUGCAUCACCUCAACAAACUGAAGACGAAGCUUGAAGGAACACUUGAUGAUCUUGAGGAUGCUCUGGAACGUGAAAAGAAGGUUCGAGGAGAUGUUGAGAAAGCGAAAAGAAAGCUUGAACAGGAUCUGAAGGCAACACUAGAGGCUGUUCAGGACCUUGAACAUAUCAAAGUGGAGCUUCAGGAAUCUGGCAAGAGGAAGGAUAAGGAAAUAUCUAACCUCAAUAAUCUCUUGGAGGAGGAACAGACCCAUUGCAGCCAACUGCAGAAGAAAAUCAAGGAACUGCAGAAUCGUCUUGAUGAGUCUGAACAGGAAUUGGAGUCUGAAAAACAAACACGAGGAAAGGUUGAGAAGCAAAGAAUGGAGCUAGCGAGGGAAUUGGAGGAACUCCAUGAGCGUCUGGACGAAGCCGGGGGCGCUACAGCUGCUCAGAUUGAGCUGAAUAAGAAGCGGGAGCAGGAGCUGGUGAAACUCCGUCGUGAGAUGGAGGAGACGAAUAUGCACCAUGAGGCCCAGGUGGCUACCAUCCGCAAGAAGAACACAGACUCUGCCAAUGAAAUGAGCGAACAAAUUGAUAUGUUGCAGAAAACAAAAAUGAGGGUUGAGAAGGAGAAGAUGCAGCUGGCGACUGAGCUUGAUGACAUGCAAACGGAACUAGAGCACGCAAAGAACAAGGGCUGCUCAGAUGUGGUGUCCAAACAGAUGCAGAUUCAUUUGGCUGACCUCAAUGCUCAGCUAGAUGAUGGUGCCCGCCAAUUCACUGAGCUACAGUCUCAGAAGAACAGACUUACUUCUGAGGUGACCGAAGUGACACGUCAGCUGGAGGAGACGGAACGUACCCUCAGUAGAACCCACAAGGAAAAAUCUUCUCUGGGCGGCCAACUGGAAGAAUGCAAGCGCUCCAUGGAAGAUGAGACUAAGAUCCGCCAGAAGGUCCAGGCUGAGGGCCGACACCUACGGGGGGAGGUGGAGAGCCUGCAGAUGCAACUAGAGGAGGAACAGGAGAGCCGUACAAGCAUCCAACGUCAAUUGUCCAAGGCCAACGGCGAGGUUAUGCAGUGGAAAGCCAAAUUUGAGACAGAAGGAUCAUCCAGAACUGAGGAACUCGAAGAGUCAAAACGCCGUCUCCAAGUCAAGUUGAGUGAAACUGAGCAAGCAAUGGAAGCGACACAAGCUAAAUGCAGUUCCAUUGAGAAGGCUAAAGCAAGGCUUGACGGCGAGCUCGAAGAUCUCAUGAUAGACGUUGAGAGGGCUAAUGCUACUGUUCAUAACAUGGAGAAGAAGCAGCGAAACUUCGACAAAACCGCUCAGGAAUGGCAGACAAAGGUGAAGGACCUUCAAGUCGAGUUGGAAUGUGCUCAGAAGGAAUCCAGAGAGUAUUCCACCGAAUUAUUCCGCUUCCGAAGUGGAAUGGAGGAAUGUCAAAGCCAAAUGGAGUCACUGAGGAAGGAGAACAAGAAUCUAGCUGAUGAAACCGUUCAGCUGAAUAGGCAACUGACUGAUGAUGGUCACAGUGUCAGUGAGAUGGAAAAGGCAAAGAAACGGCUCAUGUUAGAGAAGGAGGAACUGCAGGCCGCCUUGAUAGAAGCAGAAGCUGCUCUUGAACAGGAGGAGGCGAAGGUUAUGCGUGCCCAGCAAGAGGUUUCACACACACGUGCAGAUAUAGAGAGACGUAUUACUGAGAAAGAGGAAGAGAUCGAUAACUUGAGACGCAACCACCAGCGCUCUCUUGACUCCAUGCAAGUUAGUCUGGAUGCUGAGAACAAGAGCAAGAUGGACGCUAUAAGGGUAAAGAAAACUCUGGAACAGGACAUUGCCGAGCUGGAAGUUGUAGUUGACACAGCCAACAGGGCUAGAACCGAAACCGAGAACUAUGCCAAGAAAUACCAGGCUCAAGCUAAGGAGUUUGAAGCCAUGGUGGAAGAGGAACAACGAAACUGUGCUGAGGCUCGUGAAGCAUACCAAAGUCUAGACCGCCGCUUUAACACCAUGAAGGGAGAGAUAGAUCAAAUGAGGUCGGCUCUGGAAUCCGGUGAGCGUGCCCGCAAGGCUGCCGAAUCUGAACUGUUGGAUGCUGAAACUCGAGUGAACGAGCUCACAGCUCAGGUGUCUACUCUGACGGCCCAGAAGAGAAAACACGACAUCGACAUGACCACUGUACAGUCUGAUCUUGAAGAUGUUCAAGCCGAGGUGAAAACAGCUGAAGACAACUACAAACGUGCUGUAGCUGAUGCUGCUCGUCUUGCAGAGGAGCUCCGCUCUGAGCAAGAACACAGCAGGCAAAUGGAUAAGAUUAAGAGAAACAUGGAUAUUCAGAUGAAGGAAUUGCAGGUCAGAGUUGAUGAGGCUGAAGCCUCUGGAGCCAAGGGAGGCAAGAUGGUGAUGCAGAAACUGGAACAGAAGGUUCGUGAGCUUGAGACUGAGUUGGACAAAGAACAGCGCCGCCAUCUUGAAACCUCUAAGACAUCUCGACUGUCUGAGCGCCGCCUCAAGGAAACCGCCUUCCAGGUGGAUGAGGAUAGGAAACACCAGGAAAGACUCCAGGCGAUCAAUGAGAAGCUCAAUGCCAAGAUCAAGACCCUGAAGACCCAGAUUGAAGAAUCUGAGGAAAUGGCAGCCACAAAUCUCAACAAAUACCGCCGUGCACAGCAGGAGUUCGAGGAUGCUCAGGAACGAGCAGAUUCUGCUGAGCAAGCUCUUCUGAAGAUGCGGUCCAGGAACCGUCGCUCAGUAUCCAUCGCCCGUAACUAGAACGUUGACCAUAUUGCUCAGUAAUUCAUUGGGACCUCGUUAUCAGAAUAUUUCGGUCACCUUCACCUUCACCUUCACCUUCACCUUCCAGAUCAAAUGGUUUCAGGAUUACCUGCACACAGAUUGUCGUGCGCAAAAGAUUGAAAUCGCCCGGAAGGAGCCGUCCGGUUGAACGAGGGUUCUAUUGUGCCUGGUUUUACUAUAUUGUCUUAAACACUACAACCUACCUCGCCACACAUCCCUGUACUAACCAGCCACAAACAUUAGGACCAAUAUGUGCCAUGUCUUUUUUACCUUCUAUAGAUGAUAUAAGAAUAAAUUCCACAUUUAUGUCAUAAAUGUAUUUCAUGCUUUCCGUGAUAUAAUUCCAAUAUCUGUCUGACAUUUUACAUUAUUCCCUACCACAUUCCUAUAUCAAGUCUUUCUACAAAUGUUUCGCACGUUUCAAAGUAAAACUAAUUUAUUAUAUUUAACAACAUAUGUAUCUGUUUGUUUGUGUCCAUUUCCAUAGCAGGAAUAAAAUAGUUUCUAU